Messenger RNA from Rhodotorula graminis WP1, 1523 nucleotides. RefSeq lists its product as uncharacterized. The record is from RefSeq and is a predicted model, not a curated record. The transcript is spliced from 8 exons. NCBI's taxonomy places the organism in Eukaryota, Fungi, Basidiomycota, Microbotryomycetes, Sporidiobolales, Sporidiobolaceae. Gene Ontology annotation, biological process: deoxyribonucleotide biosynthetic process. Bases 16 to 1263 code for a protein of 415 amino acids. Gene Ontology annotation, molecular function: oxidoreductase activity.
CCACACAGAAGCACCAUGGUCGCCGCUCCGUCUUCCGCCGUCCUCGAGACCCCGUCCAAGGUGGCCGCCGCCCAGCUCGACCAGCUCGACCUCACCAAGCCGGCCUCGUCCCUCUCGGCGACGCUCGCCGCCGCCAAGCAGGCCGCGUCCGAGUCGCCCGCCGCCCUGCGCAAGGAGCGCAAGUCGGCCAAGCUCGUCGACGACCGCAAGGCGACCGACGGCCGCGACCGCUUCGUUGGCAACCCCGCCAUCACCUGCGACGCCGACGAGCCCAUCCUCAAGGAGUCCGGCAGCCGCUUUGUCCUGUUCCCCAUCCAGUACCACGAGAUCUGGGGCCAGUACAAGCGCGCCGAGGCCUCGUUCUGGACUGCCGAGGAGGUCGACCUGUCCAAGGACCUGAACCACUGGGACACCAAGCUCAAGGACGACGAGAAGUUCUUCAUCUCGCACGUCCUCGCCUUCUUUGCCGCGUCCGACGGCAUCGUCAACGAGAACCUCCUCGAGAGGUUUGCCGGCGAGGUCCAGAUCGCAGAGGCGCGCUGCUUCUACGGCUUCCAGAUCAUGAUGGAGAACAUCCACUCCGAGGUCUACUCGCUCCUCAUCGACUCGUACGUCCGCGAGCCGGAAGAGCGCAACAAGCUCUUCAAGGCCAUCGAGACGAUCCCCUGCAUCGCCAAGAAGGCCGAGUGGGCCCUGCGCUGGAUCUCGGACGACAAGUCGGUGUUCGGCGAGCGCCUCGUCGCGUUUGCCGCCGUCGAGGGCAUCUUCUUCUCGGGCUCGUUCGCCUCGAUCUUCUGGCUCAAGAAGCGCGGCCUCAUGCCCGGCCUCACCUUCUCCAACGAGCUCAUCUCGCGCGACGAGGGCCUCCACACCGACUUUGCGUGCCUCCUCUUCUCGCACCUCGAGCGCCGCCCGCACCCGGACACGGUUGAGCGCAUCAUCCGCGAGGCGGUCGAGAUCGAGCAGGAGUUCCUCACCGACGCCCUCCCGGUCCGCCUCAUCGGCAUGAACGCCGAGCUCAUGUGCCAGUACAUCGAGUUUGUCGCCGACCGCCUCCUCGUGUCGCUCGGCAACCCCAAGGUCUACAACAAGGAGAACCCGUUCGACUUUAUGGACAUGAUCUCGAUGGAGGGCAAGACCAACUUCUUCGAGAAGCGAGUGUCGGACUACAGCAAGGCCGGUGUGAUGUCCAAGCAGAACGCGACUGAGGCUGGCACGGACACGGCCAAGGGUUCGCUCUUCUCGCUCGACGAGGACUUCUGAGCGUCGUCGUCGUCGUCGGCCUCUCGAUACCCCUUUUCCCCCUCGCCCUCCCCUCCUCCUGUCCGAUUAGACCGUCACCUUCCCUGGCUCUCUCGUGUUUGCCACAGUAUCACGCCCCGCACCCUGCCUGUCCCCCCCUCUGUCGUUUAUCCAGUCGGACCUCGUCGUCGUUGUCGUCGUCGAGCCUCGUCGGCGCCGCUUUCUUACCUUCUUCCUUAUGCUGUCAAUACGAGCGCUUAGGUGUUAUGCCUCGUACUCUC